Molecule: messenger RNA, 1716 nt
Organism: Diabrotica virgifera virgifera (western corn rootworm)
Lineage: Eukaryota; Metazoa; Arthropoda; Insecta; Coleoptera; Chrysomelidae
Exons: 1
Coding region: 1-1716 (571 amino acids)
Biological process (GO): proteolysis
Molecular function (GO): aspartic-type endopeptidase activity
Source: RefSeq, a predicted model, not a curated record
AUGUGUCCUGAUUUGCAUGAAAAAGAAAACAAAAAUAGAGAUUUGCAAAAAUCAGAAUCUUUAGAAAAUACAUUAACAACUGUCGCUUCUGAAACUUUACUGCAAACGAUCAAUGUUAGGGUUAUUUCUGAUAAUAAAAGGUCAAUGACAGUAAGGGCACUGCUAGAUUCGGGUUCGCAACGUUCCUAUAUAACUACAAAAUGCGCGGAAGAUUUAGGGUUAACUAAAAUUGGACAAGAAAAUAUAGUUCAAGGUGUUUUUGGUGGGUUGCAGGGAGCUCCAAAGAUUCAUCGUUUGUUUAAGGCAGGUAUAGAAAAUUUACAAAAUUCAUUCAGCAUCGGGUUAUCUUUACUGGAGCAAUCUAAAAUUUGCAAUUACGUUCCAAAACUAAUUGACCAAAAGGUCCUAGAUUUAUUAAAAGAUAAAAAUAUUUAUAUAAAUGAUUCUGCUUCUAAAGAAUUAGAGGUUAAUUUAUUAAUAGGGGCAGACAUGUUUGGUCACAUCAUAACGGGAAACUUGGUAAACAUAAAUGAUUCUUUAGUAGCUUUGGAAACCAAGUUUGGUUGGACCGUUAUGGGGACACAAAAAAGUAAUAAUAAAAUAAACACGUUUGUUUCAACUUAUUUUACUGACUCAUUGAGUACUUUAUGGAGUUUAGAUGUUCUGGGUAUAAAAGAUCCAGCAGAGACGAAAUGUCGAGAAGAGUUAGACAUUCGCACUUUAGAAAAAUUUAAAGAAAGCACUGUGGUAAAUAGUGAAAAUAUAUAUGAAGUUUGUUUACCAUGGGCAGAAGGUUAUCCGGCUAUAACCUCUAAUUUUAAUUUAGCUGAAAAGCGACUUUUUUCUACCACAAAACGGUUACUUUCUCUGAACAAGCUUACAGAGUAUGACAAUAUAUUCCAAGAUUGGGAAAAUACAGGAAUCAUUGAAGAAGUAGAAGAAGAGCCGUUGGAAAAGAAUACGCACUACUUGGCACAUCACGCAGUUGUCAAAGAGUCCAGUUUAACUACGAAGAUCCGACCAGUGUUUGAUGCGUCAGCUAAGGAUGGUAACGGUAAUUCUCUUAAUGAUUUACUAGAAAAGGGUCCGAAUCUAAUUGAGCUAAUAAUACCUUUAAUUUUAAAGUUCAAGUUACAUAAAAUUGGGGUAACGUCAGACAUAGCGAAGGCAUUUUUGCAGAUAAGCAUUUCAGAGAAAGAUAGGGAUUUUUUACGAUUUUUGUGGUGGAAAAACUAUGAAAAAAGAGAAAUAAAAAUAUUUAGACAUUGUAGAGUAGUUUUUGGGCUAAAACCAAGUCCGUUUCUUUUAGCAGCAACAGUUAAUUUGCAUUUAGAAAUGGAAAAAACAUACACAGAAACAGCUAAUCAACUUCUUAACGCAUUUUACGUAGACAAUUGUGUUUCUAGCGUUAGGAAUGAAACAGAACUUAAAAAAUUUAUUGAUGAGUCAACAGAAAUUCUAAAGAAUGCAAAAUUUGAUCUUAGGGGGUGGACUUUUAAUGAAAAUAACGAUACGUAUGUUUCUAGCGUCAAUGAAAAAUUAGAAAAUAAGGUUAUCUCUAUUUUGGGUAUACAGUGGAAUUACCAAACUGACACUUUAGCGUGUGAUAUAAAAAAUUUAGACAGUCUUGACGAGAUUCCUAGAACAAAAGAGGCAUUUUAUCUGCAACGCAGAGAGUUUUUGAUCCUAUUGGUUUCACUGCUCCAUUUACGUUAA